Pestalotiopsis fici W106-1 is the source of this 1830-nucleotide messenger RNA. RefSeq lists its product as uncharacterized. Lineage: Eukaryota; Fungi; Ascomycota; Sordariomycetes; Amphisphaeriales; Sporocadaceae. The coding region runs from base 1 to 1830 and encodes 609 amino acids. The record is from RefSeq and is a predicted model, not a curated record. The transcript is spliced from 6 exons.
AUGGCGGCCUUCGUGGCCUGCACUUCUGCUUCAUCUGUUACUCAACUUUUGAAUGUGACAUACUAUAUCCCGUCAAAAGUAGAGUUACCGUAUCACUUUGAAAUUCCGACGCCAGCACCCGUCACCGUUCUGACCUUGCCCGAACAAUUCGUCACAGCUUCAUGGUUGAACAAUACGAUUUCGGGAUUCUUGGACCAGGACGAUGUUUACACAAAAGGUUUCUUGUCAGCAUUCUACAUUCAGGGACAUCACAACGUCAGCUUUGCUGAUGACGCACAUCAAUUGAUCCAAUCGUUGGGGGUCGAGAACAUUUUCAGAGCUGACUCAAGCUGCAAUGUAACGCUUCCAGAUGGACCAUAUUUUGCCACCUAUGCAGGCUUGCACCGAGCCUGGCGUUUAUAUGACGACUUUACAAAUUCGUUUGUCUUGGCCUCUGUUCCCAGCGCCAAUGAUGCCAACGUAUAUGAACCUCUUGCGGCCAAUUCAGGCAAUCAAUUCGGUUUUAUGUCCGUUGCUGUACCAUCUAGGCUAUUCUAUCAACCUUCUCCCGAAAAGCCUCUUGCCGGCUACCGUGUUGCAGUCAAGGAUGAGUAUGACAUCAACGGCCUUUUGACGACUUACGGGAGUCGAUCAUAUGCAGCAACGUACCCUCCCGCAAAUCGUACUUCGGGUGUUAUUCAGGCUCUUAUCGACCAGGGCGCUAUCAUUGUUGGCAAAACAAAGCUAUCAACAUUUGCGCAAGCAUACUUUACCGCGGCUCAGUGGGUCGAUUACUCUCUGCCAGUCAACGUGAGGGGCGAUUCCUACCAGAUACCGGGUGCAUCUUCGGCAGGAUCCGGCUCUUCCAUGAUCGCCUACGACUGGCUAGACAACACUGUGGGUGAAGAUACCGGUGGAUCCAUGCGCUAUCCUUCAGCCUUGAAUGGUCUUUACGGUAUUCGCAGCUCCAUUAACAGUACCAACACCACAUUCACAGACUUUGGGCCCUUUGAUGCAGCGGGCCAUUUCGCUCGCGAUGUCGACUCCUUGAAUACAUUUGGCGCGGCCAUGUAUCGCGGAUCCAAUUUCAAAAACUUUACAAAGUUUCCGAACAGAAUAUUAUAUCCCCAAGAAUACUGGACAAAUGUGGACGCUGACUACAUUGCCCCUUGCGAGUUAUAUUUGCAGAAACUAGAAGCUUUUCUGGGAGUUGAUCGUACACCAAUUGACACCAAUCGGCUUUGGCUCAACACUUCCGGUCAUGGAAAUACUAGUAUCGGCGAUUAUUUCCAAAAUACGUUUAGUUACGUGCAAGGCACGAGCACUUUCUUCCUAAGAUUUCAAAAAGACUACAUCAGUAAAUUCGGAACCUAUCCAUACAUGACCUUGGAUGAUACAAGCAGCAAUGUCAGUCUUUCAACCAACUCGCAGACACAGCUCGGGGCAGCACAAAGAGCAGAAUUCCAGGCAUGGUAUAGAAAGCACAUCUUGAGCCCGGAUGACACCACGUGCUCGCAGACUAUUGUUGUCUUCCCGUUCAAUGGGAAUGGUGGCAAACCGUGGUACCGAGAUUCCACGACUUCGGACUCGGCGAGCGGUACUGCGUCGGCCUUGGCGGGAUAUAUCAGCUGGAAUCUGCUAUCCGUUCUCAACGGAAGCCCGGAGAUUGUGGUUCCGGUUGGCGAAGUAGAGUACCUCAGUCGAGUCACUCUAGCGACGGAGAAAUUCCCCGCUGCGGUCGAAAUCCAGGCGGCAUAUGGCUGCGACUUGAUGUUGACGAAUCUUGUGCGCGAAGUGGCUUAUGCAAUGGACUUACCUCGAGGAGUAAAGACUGGCCGUUUCAUGUUUUAA